UUCACCAACCCUCUUAGGCCUGAACCCGCCGUAAGUGUCUGAUCCAAGGGAUGGCCCAGGUCUUUCUCCCUUUGAACCUCGCGCCCGACGAGGGAAGCCCCGAAUGGUUGAACAAGGGUGACAAUGCGUGGCAGCUCACCGCCGCCACUCUCGUGGGCCUCCAAAGUGUUCCAGGCCUCGUCAUCCUCUACGGAAGCAUAGUGAAAAAGAAAUGGGCGGUGAAUUCGGCCUUCAUGGCCCUCUACGCCUUUGCGGCUGUGCUUGUCUGCUGGGUGGGGUGGGGCUACCAAAUGUCAUUUGGGAAAAAAUUCAUCAACUUCCUAGGACGGCCAAAUGUAGCGUUGGACGAAGGGUUUCUUCUGGACAAAACUUUUAUUGGGUACUUACCCAACGCGACCAUGGUUUACUUUCAGUUUGUGUUUGCUGCAAUCACGUUGAUUUUGAUUGCUGGGGCAUUGCUGGGGAGGAUGAAUUUUCAUGCAUGGAUGUUGUUUGUGCCACUUUGGCUUACCUGCUCUUACACUCUGGGUGCGUAUAGUAUAUGGUGCCCCGAUGGGUGGUUGUCUAAGAUGGGCCUUAUUGAUUACUCUGGAGGCUUCGUUAUUCACCUCUCUUCCGGGGUGGCUGGUUUCACUGCAGCUUUCUGGGUGGGGCCAAGGGCAAUCAAGGACAAGGAGAGGUUCCCCCCAAACAACAUCCUUCUGAUGCUGGCAGGGGCGGGUCUACUUUGGAUGGGAUGGACAGGAUUCAAUGGAGGAGAUCCUUACACUGUCAGCACAGACGCAUCUCUGGCCGUUCUUAACACCCACGUAUGCACGGCCACAAGCUUGCUGACGUGGCUUAUUCUUGAUAUGGUUUUCUUCGGAAAGCCUUCUGUGAUUGGCGCUACUCAGGGCAUGAUCACUGGUUUGGUCUGUAUCACCCCAGCUGCAGGAGUUGUGCAAGGUUGGGCAGCGAUUCUCAUGGGAAUCAUGUCCGGAAGCAUUCCAUGGUAUACAAUGAUGGUCCUCCACAAAGAAAUUUGGUUCCUAAAGCAAGUAGAUGACACUUUGGCAGUCUUUCACACCCAUGCUGUGGCUGGAAGCCUAGGCGGCAUUCUCACAGGCUUCUUUGCUGAGCCCAAGCUCUGCCGUCUCUUCUAUUUGGUACCCAAUUGGGAACACUACAUAGGCCUUGCCUAUGGGCUAAAAACAGGGAACUAUCAAGCGGGGUUUAAUCAAAUGGGAAUUCAACUUCUAGGAAUCGUGUUUGUAGUAUCCCUCAACAUCUUUACGACUAGCAUAAUUUGUUUAUUUAUUAGGUUUUGUGGAAUUCCGCUUAGGCUGUCUGAGGAAGAGUUGCAAAUUGGGGAUGACGCAAUUCAUGGAGAGGAGGCCUAUGCAUUGUGGGGUGAUGGGGAGAAGGAGAGGUUUAUGAAUAGUAAGCAUAACUCCGCCUAUGGUGAUAACUUCCAAUCAGUAGUGCCAAAAGGUGAAGUUCAAAUGGCUUGAUUUGGGUUCUGUUGAUUUAUGAGAAAAAUGUGGGAAAAGGAACAAUAUGUAAUAGGGCUAUGGG
Alnus glutinosa is the source of this 1554-nucleotide messenger RNA. RefSeq names its product ammonium transporter 2 member 4-like. The transcript is spliced from 3 exons. Gene Ontology annotation, biological process: ammonium transmembrane transport. Gene Ontology annotation, molecular function: ammonium channel activity. The record is from RefSeq and is a predicted model, not a curated record. The coding region runs from base 51 to 1490 and encodes 479 amino acids. Lineage: Eukaryota; Viridiplantae; Streptophyta; Magnoliopsida; Fagales; Betulaceae. Gene Ontology annotation, cellular component: plasma membrane.